AUGAAAAGAAGAGAGAUUGAGGUGCGUCUGAAGCGACGUGAAGCAGAGUUGCGGGAAUUACGUGACGAGUUGACGUGUGAGAUUGAAAUGCGUUCACGUCAUGAAAAGCGGUCGAAUCUUGUUGAUGAUUUACAGGAAAGUCUGAAGGAUGCUAGGGAGAAAUUGAAAUCUAUGGAUCACGUGAGUAAAGAAAAUGAGAAACUGUUAGAGGAAAACAGUCGUCUGAAAGCCAAGCAAAGAGAAUUUGAAAGUUAUCGUCAACAAGCAUCUUAUCAACAGGAACUUGAACGUCAACUUUCGCAAAUGAGGGUCGCUGCCCAACUUGCUGAUAAUGAGUUACACGAAUUGUUGUGUCAGCGUGAAGAACUUCUGGCGAGAUGUGAAGCGGAGAAGUUAGCGAAGGAGAAUUCUUUGAUUCGCAACCGAGGGUGUGUUUCUGGAGCGCCUUCUGGUGAAUCUUGUAGAGUGGAAUUGAGCUGUUUUGGGAUGAGUCCACCUUCUUCUCCAGACUCAUCUCAGCCAGGAGUGGAUACGCGAACUGAGGUUCCUGUGUCAAGUGAUUUGGGUUUUGGAGAGUGUUUAGCAUCCGUUGUGAUGGUAGAUAAUCAACUGAAAGGAUUGGAGUCAGAUGUCUUGAAAGCUGAAAGCGAAUAUCAAAGUAUGAAGAAGAAGUUUAUCCUGCAAAGAUUCAUCUCGUUAGUUCUUCUGGCUGUUGUAAGACAUCGAGGCAGUGUUAUCGACAAUUCAAAGCAGUUAACUGAGCUUUUGAGCAAUGAAAUGAGUCGGCGAAAUUCACAGAUAAAUGGAAGACUUGAAAAAUUAAGUGAACAGGUUUCAAAUGCAGAAGUGAGAUUGAAUGAUACGAAGGAGGUGGUCUCAAAGAUGCAGAAGAGACAAAGUGAAUUAUGUGGUGAGAACAGACGGUUAACCGGUGAAUUGGGUAGAAUCAAAGAGGCUAAUGAGAUGGCCCUACACAAAUGGGAGAAUGAAGUGGAUUGUCUUAUGGCGGAAAAUCAGAAACUUAGUGCAGAGGUGACGUCUCUGCGUUGUCAUCUUGGCGAUAAUAAAGUGAAGAUGGAUGAAGAUUUGAAGAGAAUCGAUGAGGCUGCCAGUGAAGUAGAGCGGUUGAAUUUAAAACUUAGUGAUCUCGAAAGGGUGUAUAGUGAGUCGAAAGCUGUGAAUCAUAAUCUACGCGUGCAACUGAGUGAACAAGUUAAUGCGAAUAAAGCAUUUAGAUCAGCUGCUGAAGAAGAGAUAGAACGAUUGAAAAACACUCUGGCUACUUCUGCUUCAGAAUAUGAAUCUGUUGUCAGUAUUAUGACGGAUGAACAUCGUCGAGAGAAAGAUAAACUGUUAUCAGACAUUAAAGUUGCGGAAGAUUCGAAGGAGAUGGGUCUGCGAGAGGCAGGUCGACUAAAAGUUCUUUUGGAAGAUACGGAGAAUGAGCUGAGGGAUGAAAAGGAGAAGAGAUUUCAAGCGUCAACUUUAUCACGUGUUUUUAAAAAUGAGGUGGCCGAGUUACGAUGCGAUCUGUCCAAAACACGAGAAAAUUUAUUAGAGGUUGAAGAGAGCUUGAAAAGUAGCAACGAGUUGGUUGAUUGUUUACAGGCGACGAAUAAAGAUUUGACAGUUCAACUGUCAGCUGCUGAGAAUUCCUGUUCAAUGAAAGAGAAAGAAAUCUGCAGACUGGUGACUCAAAUCGUUGAGCUGGAAUGUAAGAAUAAGCGAAGUAGUGAAAAGAUCGGUGAACUUGAAUGUUUUGUUGAGUCAGCGACAGGUGUGCAAAAGGAUCUGGAACAUCAGUGUGGAGUGUUUCGGAAGCAGGUAAGUGAAAUGGAAGCUGGCUGGUUGUCUACUCGUCAACAGCUGACUGAGACGAGAGAGCAACUGAUUAAAACGGAGGAAUUGUUACAUAUGCAUAGAUUGCGUCUUUUACGUGCAGAGUUUGAGAAGAAUGAAUUGCGUACACGUUUAGAAUUGAUUGGGAGGAAAAGUGAAGUUGGUCGUCGAAGCAUCCGAUCAAACUCGGAUGUUGGCAGCGGUUUAUCAAGAGUAUGCUGUCGUGGAGGUGUCGAAGCGAAACCGAAUCAGGACUCGGAAUCGGUAUGUGAAAGUUUGCUGAACCUGGUUGACAAGGAUGUUGUAUUAAAGGAAGGCGAGGAAAGAAGUGUAGUGGGUGACGAAAUGUCUACAACUAAUAAAGCCAUUAAGAAAAGAACUUGUGACGUUUCUGUUCAAAUCUGUGAUCCACAUUCACAUUCACAUGAAAUGUGUUCAUCAAACGAAUGGCCUUCCUUCGUAAAGACGAUGGGUGCCGUUAAUCGAGAAACAUUGGGAAACAGUACGAGCUAUAUAAUGUCACGUUCUGGGGACCAUCAUUUUCGUUCAAUUCCUCCUCCUGAUGGAGAAGAGGAGAAACAGGUGAAAAUAAUCGUUCAUGAAAGAGCCGGAGAUCAUCAAUAUCAGGCGGAUCCGAACUCUGGAAGUACAGAUAAUGUUGAAGGUACGGAAUUAUUCGAGUUGAAUUCUGCACGCAGAUCAGUCGGAGAGGUGAUAAGACGACAGGCAGACUCAGAAACUAUCUGUUCACAAACCGCUUCUUCACUCGAAUUACCGUGUAUACCAGAAACCCCGGAAUAUCUGUUGAAUUCAGUCACUCUCUCCCGCACUCGCAGUGCUCAUGAGUUAGCCACAGUUCCCCUCAAAAUAAGAUCUGGGAAGAAUUCAUCUCUUGCUCAUUCCGCGACCACUUUCUUCUUGUCACGUAAUCCUGUCCCAAUGGUUGACAAGAGGGCUGACCACAGACAUAAAACCUCCGCGGCUAAACGAUUACAUAUGCGUUUGAAACAUGCUGUGUCUCAUGAUUCAGACAUGAAGGUUGCUCGCUUCGUAGAAGCCUAUCCAGCAGUAAAAGAUACUUCAAGGGUCGCAGUUUUGAGCGGUGAGAAAUCUGAGAAGUCUGUAUGGCGCAAAGUAUGGACAAGGAAGAAAAAGUGA
Trichobilharzia szidati is the source of this 2997-nucleotide messenger RNA. The record is from the annotation of a GenBank genome assembly. NCBI's taxonomy places the organism in Eukaryota, Metazoa, Platyhelminthes, Trematoda, Strigeidida, Schistosomatidae.